Messenger RNA from Oryza brachyantha (malo sina), 946 nucleotides. RefSeq lists its product as uncharacterized. Bases 72 to 626 code for a protein of 184 amino acids. The record is from RefSeq and is a predicted model, not a curated record. Lineage: Eukaryota; Viridiplantae; Streptophyta; Magnoliopsida; Poales; Poaceae. The transcript has 3 exons.
AGAGGAGCCAAAACGGAACGGAAAAAAGCCAAACCAGCUCUGCUCGCUCAUCGCCACCGACGCCGCCGGCGAUGAAGCCCCUCGCCGCCGGCGCCGCGGCCUCCUCCCCGGCGGCCAUGCUGGUGCCGGCCACCAAGAUCACCAUCCCGUCCUCGUUCGCCGCAGAGGCGGCGCCGCCGCCGUUCGGGAAGGGGCGGUACAAGGUGUGGGCCUUCGCGGCCAUCGCGCUCCUCGCGCUCUGGUCCAUGUCCGCGGCGUCCGUCUCCCUCCGCUGGUCCUCCGGCCGCUUCCUCCUCGCCGCCGCUGCCUCCGAGGACCUCGACGCGCCACUCCGCGACGACCUCGACUCACUCGAGAUGGAGGAGAGGGAGAAAUUAGUGGGUCGAAUGUGGGACAUGUACACACGCACAGGUGAUGAGGUACGGCUCCCGCGAUUCUGGCAGGAAGCCUUUGAGGCUGCCUACGAAGAGCUUUCUGGUGAUGAUAUGCAGGUCCGUGAUGCAGCCAUCUCCGAGAUUGCUCGAAUGUCAGCCCACAGGCUUGAAUUGGAGCAGCCAGUGAAUGAGGAAGAAAACACAGAGAACACUAGAAGUAACGAACAUGGUAGUCCAAAGUUGAAGAAGUAAUUGUUUUGUAGCUUUAAACUUGACGAUCCAUUGCAGACACCUUGCGCCGUCAGGCGUCAGCAGCUCAUGCUUGAAGCUCCGAUGUAGUAUUAAGGGCAUUCAAUCUAUUACUGCCAGCUAGUGCAAAAACUGCAUCUCUGGCACUCUCUGUAAUGUUAUUUUAUCUUGGUACGAGUGUAAGCAAAAGCUUGCCGUAAUAAAAGUACAGCGAAGCAUCGCGAUGCUUAUGCUCUAUUCAGGAAUUGUCAUGUUUGGUUUUGCUGUUUGAGUUCCUGUUGCCAAUCAACCUGAGCUGUUAAUAUGUUAAUGCCUAGAGCAAU